This is a messenger RNA of Diuraphis noxia (Russian wheat aphid), 1729 nucleotides long. Its product is annotated as sorting nexin-4-like. Gene Ontology annotation, cellular component: plasma membrane; SNARE complex; early endosome membrane. Gene Ontology annotation, molecular function: phosphatidylinositol-3-phosphate binding. The record is from RefSeq and is a predicted model, not a curated record. Lineage: Eukaryota; Metazoa; Arthropoda; Insecta; Hemiptera; Aphididae. Gene Ontology annotation, biological process: protein transport; positive regulation of autophagosome assembly.
CAGAUAAGCAGAUGCAGAUCGAUUAGAUCGUUUUACUAUAAUUAUAUUGUAGUAUUACACUAUUAAAUACAUACUUUUAUUUUUCACAUACGCAUUUUUUGUACGCCCUACAUCUUAAAAACUAUUUGAUAAUCUUCCUUAACAACAUAGCUUAACGAUUUCCACUACAUAUGGAUAACUCCACUAAAUCAGAGACGUUGCUGGACCAUGCAAGUAUUAGUAUCACAGAAGCUGAUAAGCGUAUGAAUUCAGCGUUGAGCCUUAAAGAAUACUAUACUGUGUACAUCAUUGAAACAAAAAUUGACAGCGAGACAUGGGCUGAAACAAAAGGAAUACAAAAGUUGUCAUUGGCAACCCGUCGAUAUACUGACUUUGUGACACUUCACAACCACUUGGGAGAUAAAUAUCCUUGGGUUGUCAUACCGCCUCUUCCAGAAAAAAAACAGUCUUUUAUGUGGAACAGUGAAGCUGUGUCUGAUACUAUGGACCCAGAUUUUGUUGAUAGAAGACGUGCAGGACUAGAGAGUUUUCUAAAGAGAAUAGCUAGCCAUUCUGAAAUAGGUUAUGACGAAUGUUUUCUCAAAUUUCUUGGCGAAUGUGAUAAUUGGAUGGAUCUAUCAAAAUCACAUAACAACAUUUUAAAAGAUACAGAGCUUACAAUUAAAACAAUGAAUGCAUCAUUGAGGAGUAGAAAUUCAGAUAAACGGUUUGAAGCAAUUAAAACAUACAGCAAUAAAUUACAGGGUUCUAUAAAUAAGAUAUUAACAUAUCGAGCAAAACAAGCAGAGCGACUUUACAACGUGGACAUGAUUCAUUUGCACUAUGGUAGAAUUUUCAGUGAACUCAGUGCUGUAGACAAUGAUAUUGGUGAUGCAGUUCAGAGAACAGGCCAUUAUAUGGACUCAAUUGCUUCAGCUAUAAGUCCAGCGUUGGAAGAUGAAGAGGUUAUUAUGGACCAAUUAAAAGAGUACUUGGCUUUUACAAAUUCCUUGCACACUUUUGUAAAAAAUCAUGAUUUACUACAUUACAACUUAAAUCAAUUGAAUAAUAUGCCAAAUAAUAAAGAAACUAGUGGAAUUAUGUCCAGACUCUUUGGUUAUACUGCAGCUACAGCUGAUCGUGAUACAGCAGCAAUAGAAGCUUUUGAAAAUAAAAAAUUAGAGGCAAAAGCAAAUUAUUCUGAGUUUGUUGAUAAAUCAUUAGAAAAUUAUAAAGAAUUUGAAAGACAAAAAGACUUAGAUCUUAUGAACAUUCUUAAAGAUUAUGUAGCAUUCCAAACUAAGUAUGCUCAAAAGGGRCUACAAACAUGGAAAAAUAUAUUACACAGCAUACAAAGUAUUGAAUAAACCAUUGCAACAUAUCAUCAAUAUUUAAGUCAAUUAUUAAUCCAUUUAAUUCAUUGUUGUGUACCUCAACAGUCAUUUUUAUGUUAAUUUAAUACUGGGUCAUUCCAAUAUUGUUGAGAAUAAUAGUUUACUUAAAUCUGUGAAUGUUACUUAAGAAUCACUGAAACAAAUUUUAAGUAGGCGUUGUUCUAAUUCAUUAUAUUGUUAUUUAUUUUAUAGUUAAACCAUAUAACCAUUAAAAAUUCAUCAAAGCACAUCAUUUUUAUCAAAUUACAUUUUUUAUGCAAUACGUUAGCUAAUAAAACACUUGUUAUUUAUAUGUAUAUAGUAAUUUUAGAACCUUAAUGUGCCUAACUGAGAUUGUUAAAAACUAAAAAUGUGUA